This is a messenger RNA of Nothobranchius furzeri (turquoise killifish), 1126 nucleotides long. Lineage: Eukaryota; Metazoa; Chordata; Actinopteri; Cyprinodontiformes; Nothobranchiidae. The record is from RefSeq and is a predicted model, not a curated record.
ACCGACACGGACUGACGCUAGCUAUCUACGGCAGCGCCAUGGAUGGACCUGAAGAGAAAGAUUCCUGUUCCACUGCGACACCUGCGGUCAGCACGCGUUCAAAGAAAAACAAAAAGCAGCGACUGGAUAACGUUAACACUAAACCAACGCUGUCAACAGAGAAACGUGAUGAUACUUCUUCUGGCCUUGCCCCUACUGCAACUGUGCUUCUUAAUAAGGAGAGACAGGAAGUUGCUUUUCUUAAGGAGAAGCUGGAGUGGCAAAAGAUGAGAAUUGAAGAACUGGAAGGAGAGAGGGAUUUCCUCCGAAGUCAGCUAUCAUCUCUGUCAACGCAACCUAAAGACGAACCAUUAAAUGAUACGUUUAUCAACAAUCCUUCUGAAAACUUGGAUUCAUCUUCCACAUCUUCAUCUGCAUCAUCUGAGUGCUCAUCCUCAUCCUCAUCUUCACCCCCAAAGAAGCAAAAGCGCAAAUUCAAAAACAAGCAUUCAAAAGCCAAGAAAUACAAGAAGGAGGAAAAGAAGUUCCGGCAGCGUGUCCGAACACCAAGUGAGAUUGUGCAGAGAUACAAGUCCCUCCUCAAGACAUUUCCAAAGAUGAAGACCUUGUCCAAAGCUUUUCAGAAGCAUGGGAUUGACAGAAACACAGUUGUGUCCACGGCAUCAGUUGCUGAGCUCGCUAUCGCAGCUCCUCUUGUUUACCAGGAGCUGAUCUCCAACAAGCCCAGUGGAGAGACGGUACUCCAUUUUGCUAAGCGAUGUGAGGAAGAGAUUCAAAGCAAUGAUGAAGUGAAAAACAAAAUAGAAAGCAUGAAGGCUGAUGGAUCUUUGCUUCCAAUUCGAAGAGGCAAGUCUGUCUGAAAGCCUACUCAGUUAUCUGACUUGUUCUGUUUCAGCAUAUUUAGCUAUAGAACAGAUGUGUGUGAAACUGGUAAUUUUUUAACGAUCUGUUCAGUUAUGUGUUCAGUUUCCACACAACAAAGAUUUUUCUUGUCAUUUUUGUUUAGAAGGUUUUGUGUGUCCUAAGUGUAACCAAAACAACUGCACAUGUUAAGAUAGAGUAUUGUCUAAUGUUAUAAGGCAGCUUGUUAUACUUUUCAUAGUAAGGCCCCUAGUCUUCAAAAAGU